This is a messenger RNA of Owenia fusiformis, 1312 nucleotides long. The record is from the annotation of a GenBank genome assembly. NCBI's taxonomy places the organism in Eukaryota, Metazoa, Annelida, Polychaeta, Sabellida, Oweniidae.
AUGUCUACUAUGGAAAUGCAGCCAUUUUUAAAAGGAGAAAAGCCCUUAAGUUACUCCAAAGCAGGGCUUAUUGGGCCCGGUGAGAGUGCAAAGGAUGAGCCAGAGGAGAACAUAGAUGCUGACUCACACACCAGACUUCAUGAAACUCCAACAAUAGAACAGCAUAUUGACAUAUUAGGGGUAUAUGUCCCCAUGAAAGCGCUGAAUGUUUGCUUGGCUAUAUUCUCUGUGCUAUUUAACGUUGCUAUGAACAUUAGCUUACCAUUAUAUUCUCAAGCUGUUAAUAGAGCCAAGGGUGAUGAAUACAAUGUACUACUGUUCUCCACAUUCUGGUUUCCUAUCAUCUUCUACAUUAUGGUGGCUUUUAUCAAAAUCUUCAUUGACAGGGACAUGCCAAUAUUGCCCACAUCUAAAUGGUACCAUGUUGUGAUGGUUGGGUCAUUAAAUGCACUGAGUGGAUUAAUGAUGGUGUAUGCCAGUGACCCUUCACGUACACCCCCAUAUCUACAGGCUGUUUUAGCCACAUCCAUUAUUCCAUACACAGUUAUUGCAAGACUUGUUAUUCGCAGAAUAGGGGUCUGUUUCAAAAGAUUUGUAUGUACUGGAGUGGUAUUGGUUGGAUUAUUCCUCUGUUCCGUGCCACAGAUAUUUGGCAUCAAUAAGCCUGCCAGAAACAACGAAGAACCAGGUACACCUGUGCCUAUGGCAUCAAAGGUCUUCUGGCCAGUUAUAUUUGCCCUUGGCUUUCUCCCAGUUGGAAUCCUGAAUGUCAUCAUAGAGAUUGCCAUGAAGAAAGAUGAGGCUGAAUCUGUGACAUUCAUAGCUGCCAGCCAGGGGAUCAGUUUCCUCACUAUUGUGUUUUUCUUCUGGACAGACUUUAUACCUGGAUUUGGACAGGCUAAUUCAACAGCAGAAUUUGUAGACCAUCUUCAUACAAGUUUGCUCUGCCAUUUUGGUGCUGAUCAAUCCUGCCUUGAUGUCCUUGGCCUCAGUUGGCUGUUUAUCUUUUCCUAUGUACUCAGUUGCAUAUUUAUGUUCUUACUGAUUCGUUAUGCUGAAGGCGCCAUCUAUGCUGUAAUUGUGAUUGCGCUAGUGACACCUUUAGGAACACUAUGGUGGACAUUAUUCCAAAGUUCACCUCAGUUUGCCUGGGGCCCAGUGUUUAAUGAAACUACAGUGUUUACCCUGAUUGGAUUAUCUAUAAUGAUGCCUGGUGUCAUAAUGUACAACUAUUUUAGUCAGAAGGAUGUGAAAGAGAAAGAACAAUUGAAUCAAUCAACAAGACUUCAGCAGCCCUAGUCAAUAAAAGAUU